Molecule: messenger RNA, 1659 nt
Organism: Brassica rapa (field mustard)
Lineage: Eukaryota; Viridiplantae; Streptophyta; Magnoliopsida; Brassicales; Brassicaceae
Product: F-box/LRR-repeat protein At1g48400
Molecular function (GO): protein binding
Source: RefSeq, a predicted model, not a curated record
UAUUACAUCUCAAUCAAUCUCAAAGCUUAUUCGAUCUCUAGAAUAGUUAUGAGUAGUUGUUGUUGUAGUAGUAGAGAUCGAAUCAGCGAUUUGCCGGAUGAGAUUCUUGGCAAAAUCCUGUCAUUAGUUCCGACAAAGGUAGCUGUUUCCACAUCGGUUCUGUCCAAGAGAUGGAGGAUGAAUAAUCUGCUGGCUCAUGUAGACACGCUUAGCUUCGAUGAGUCCAUGGUUGUGUAUCCCAACGAAGAAGCAGUCAGUGGUUCUUCAGAUCGCUUUUUAGAAUUCCUAGACAAGACAUUAAGAAACUGUCCCACCAAGACGAUCAAGAAGUUCUCUCUGAGUCAUAGAGGAGGCCGUUUCACUAAGUCCCCUGCUGUCUACGGUUGGAUCUUGAGUGCAAUGGAGGAAGAAGAAAGUUUAUUAGAAGAAGUACACUUGGAAUGCACCAGAGUUGAAGUUAGUUUAGAGAGAAAGUUGUUAAGGAGCAACACACUUGUUAAGCUCACUCUAUCCCGUGAAUAUUGUCUUGAAGUCGACCGUGUGUACUUCCCUGCCCUCAAAUCACUUUCUCUCUUAACUGUUGGAGGCCUUGAUUAUAACAACUAUCGCCGCCUCAUCAAAGGCUGCCCUCUCCUUGAAGAAUUAUUCAUAACUGACAUCGGUGCUGAUGCUGUUGAUCCUUAUCCUCCAUGUUGCACAGCCUCUGUCAAAAGUGCUUCCAUCAAACGACUUGUGGUCUCUGUCGAUAUGCCGUAUGGUGGUCCUCGUAACGAACAUUCUUUUCGAGAUUUACAUUAUCAAAGUUAUGUUAAAGCACCAAGUCUUGUCUACCUUGACUAUUCUAGUCAUGUCUUUAUGAAUUAUCGCUUUCUUGAUUUGGAUUCGCUUGCGGAAGUCAGACUCAAUCUCAAGUUAUGGGACCAUCACAAGCCUAUAUAUGGUGAUGUUACAAACCUAGCUGCGGGUAUAAGCAACAUUACUACCCUUCACUUGUCUCCUGAUUCACUUGAGGCGUUUCAUUUCUGCUGUAAAUCUAUGCCGGUGUUCAAAAACCUCCUUGACUUAUCUAUUCAGAGCAACAAGAAGAAAUGUUGGCAAGUAAUGCCACUUUUGCUUAACCGUUGUCCAAAUCUACACACUUUAGUCUUUAAGGGUCUUGUGCACAGAGUCACGGAUAAAUGCGGAGAUGCAUGCGCUUGCACUCCUAAUAACAAACACAAGAAGAAGAUGAAGAAGAAGAAGAAGAGUAAGGUAAUAUCUUGUUUAUGGACAUGUCCAGUGAAAGUGCUAGAGAUUGUAGAGUAUGGAGGUUCUUUUCAAGAGCUGAAACAAAUGAGACAUUUCUUGGGAAAGUUGGAAUGUCUUGAAACCGUGAGAGUUGGUGGUAUUGAUGCGGACAACACCAUCGUCUUGCGGGCUAAUUUGUUAUCUCUCCCCAUAGUUUCAUCAAAUUGCAACAACAUCCACUUCAUCUGAUUCUUUUCUUUCUCUUGCUUUCUCAAUAUCUACUGCCUUGCCUUGUUGUUUCCUUUAUUUAUUUACAAGCUCAAAGAUAUGGAUAUAUGUUUGAGAAUAAGAGUUGUAAUAUGAUGUUUCAUUUUAAGACAAUUUUGUUGUAUCAAAACAGUAAUGCUUUAUACAAUUUUCUGGUUUUCCGUU